CUCGAGUUAUGGCCAUACCAUCACAAGCUGAGCUAGCUAAGAGCGAGCUUCAUUAACAUACGAGACAGAGAGGUCAGUGAAGGUAGCAAUGGCGGCAGCCUCCUCUGUUCUUCGUUGCUGCCUCCUCGUCGCAGCACUGAUGACGCUGUCCGCAAUGGGAGCUGAAGCCAUCACAAGGCAGUACCUAUUCGAUGUGCAAACGACGAGCGUGACGCGGCUGUGCAGCACGAAGAGCAUCGUGACGGUGAACGGGCAGUACCCGGGCCCCACGCUGUUCGCCCGCGAGGGCGACCACGUCGAGGUCACGGUCGUCAACCACUCCCCCUACAACAUGAGCAUCCACUGGCACGGGAUCCGGCAGCUGCUGAGCGGGUGGGCGGACGGGCCGUCGUACAUCACGCAGUGCCCGAUCCAGCCCGGGGGAAGCUACGUGUACAGGUUCACCAUCACCGGGCAGCGUGGCACGCUGUGGUGGCACGCGCACAUCUCCUGGCUGCGCGCCACCGUGCAUGGCCCCAUGGUCAUCUUGCCCCCUGCCGGCGUCGGGUACCCGUUCCCGGCGCCGCAUGAGGAGGUGCCCAUCAUGUUCGGCGAGUGGUGGAACAACGACACGGAGGCGGUGAUCAGCCAGGCGCUCCAGACCGGCGGCGGGCCCAACAUCUCCGACGCCUACACCCUCAACGGCCUCCCUGGCCCCCUCUACAACUGCUCAGCCCAAGACACGUUUAAGCUGAAGGUGAAGCCCGGGAAGACGUACAUGCUGAGGCUCAUCAACGCUGCACUCAACGACGAGCUCUUCUUCUCCAUCGCCAACCACACGCUCACCGUGGUCGACGUCGACGCGCUCUACGUCAAGCCCUUCACCGUCGACACGCUCAUCAUCGCGCCGGGCCAGACCAGCAACGUGCUUCUCACCGCCAAGCCGACGUACCCGGGCGCCAGCUACUACAUGCUGGCUCGCCCGUACACCACCACGCAGGGCACCUUCGACAACACCACCGUCGCCGGCGUCCUCGAGUACGACGACCCCUGCCCCACCACCGCCGCCGGCAAGAUCGUCCCCAUCUUCUCCCCUACGCUGCCGCAGAUCAACGACACCAACGCCGUCUCCAACUUCACCGCCAAGCUCCGCAGCCUGGCCAGCGCCGGGUACCCGGCGGCGGUGCCGCAGCAGGUGGAUCACCGCUUCUUCUUCACCGUGGGGCUCGGCACCCACCCCUGCGCCGUCAACGGGACGUGCCAGGGACCCAACGGCUCCCGGUUCGCCGCCUCCAUCAACAACGUCUCCUUCGUGCUCCCGGCGACGGCGCUGCUCCAGUCGCACUUCGCCGGCAAGUCCAAGGGCGUGUACGCCUCCAACUUCCCGUACUACCCGCUGAACCCGUUCAACUACACCGGCACGCCGCCGAACAACACCAACGUGAUGAACGGGACCAAGGUGCUCGUGCUGCCGUACGGCGCCAACGUCGAGCUGGUGAUGCAGGACACCAGCAUUCUUGGCGCCGAGAGCCACCCGCUGCACCUGCACGGCUUCAACUUCUUCGUCGUCGGCCAGGGCUUCGGCAACUUUGACCCCAUCAACGACCCGGCCAAGUUCAACCUCUACGACCCCGUCGAGCGCAACACCGUCGGCGUGCCCGCCGGCGGCUGGGUCGCCAUCCGCUUCCACGCAGACAACCCAGGUGUGUGGUUCAUGCAUUGUCACUUGGAGGUGCACAUGAGCUGGGGACUGAAAAUGGCGUGGCUGGUGCUGGAUGGCAGCCGUCCUGACCAGAAGCUCCCGCCUCCACCGUUGGAUCUCCCAAAAUGCUAGGAAUAAAACUCAAGAUCAUAUCAAUAGUCAAGAUUGGUUGCAUUUGCAUCGCUUCACACAGACCCCACUUACUGUUGUCCGAUCAGAUAUAUAUUUUGCUGCUUCGGUUUCUCAUCGUCGAUCGACAUGCGUGCUUCAUUUGUUGCUUUUUUUGAUAAACUGAUUUUCUCAUGCAAUUGACAGUGUGUUUGUCAGCUAGCUCCGGUAUUUGCAUGAAGUUUCAAUUUCUUUCGUAUUUUGAGGAAAUUUGAUUUCUUUGAUUGGCAGGGCUUGACUCUUAGGACUGCUUACUGUAACUCAAAGCGAUCGCUUGCUUUGCAUCUUGUAAUGUAUCCCAGUGUAUUUUGGUGCAAUAAAAUCUAGUUCUGGUACAUUGUCCGGCCGUA
This is a messenger RNA of Oryza sativa Japonica Group (Japanese rice), 2199 nucleotides long. RefSeq names its product laccase-12-like. Gene Ontology annotation, biological process: lignin catabolic process. NCBI's taxonomy places the organism in Eukaryota, Viridiplantae, Streptophyta, Magnoliopsida, Poales, Poaceae. The record is from RefSeq and is a predicted model, not a curated record. Gene Ontology annotation, cellular component: apoplast. Gene Ontology annotation, molecular function: hydroquinone:oxygen oxidoreductase activity; copper ion binding.